GAAAAUGUACGGUGGAUAUGGCUCGAAGCAGAUACCCACGGGCAAAGCAGGAGAAAAAGGCUCGAUUCGCUCUUCGCCUCUCCCCCACCAGCUCGCCGCGGAGGGCAUCGCAGCUCAAGUGAGGAGUGGAGGGGCUCGGGAUCUCCGCCGAGCGCGCGCAAGAUGGCUGACCCCGAGUUGGAAGCUAUCAGGCAGAGGAGAAUGCAAGAGUUAAUGGCUCAACGUGGUGGGGGCAAUCAGCAAAAUGCAGGGCAACAAAAAGCUCAAGAAGAUGCAAAGCAAGAAGCUGAGGAACGCCGACAGAUGAUGCUUGCUCAGAUAUUAUCCUCUGAAGCUAGAGAAAGGCUCUCCCGCAUAGCUUUGGUCAAGCCUGAUAAGGCUAGAGGAGUGGAAGAUGUUCUUCUGAGAGCUGCUCAAACUGGUGGAAUAUCUGAAAAGGUGUCUGAAGAAAGGCUUAUCUCACUUCUGGAGCAAAUCAACACCCAGACGACCAAGCAAACCAAAGUUACGAUUCAGAGGCGUCGUAGUGUCCUUGACGACGAUGAUUAGCUACAACCUGCAAGCUCAGUGCUAUAUGAGUGUACGAUGAGCUGGUGGUGGAGUCAAAGUGGUGCCGAACUGUUUGCUUAAAAACGGUGAUCUGAUGUGACUAUUUGAUGGAUCUUUGGUUGGUAUAUGAUCCGGAGUCUAUUUGGUGUCUCCAUUGAGGACAGUCAAGAUAUUGGCUGUGGUUAUCCCUGAAACGCUCAUUAUUCCUAAGCUAUGGCAUUAUAGGUGCUUGUGUCCAA
Phragmites australis (common reed) is the source of this 788-nucleotide messenger RNA. RefSeq lists its product as uncharacterized. Lineage: Eukaryota; Viridiplantae; Streptophyta; Magnoliopsida; Poales; Poaceae. Gene Ontology annotation, cellular component: nucleus; cytosol. The record is from RefSeq and is a predicted model, not a curated record. The coding region runs from base 163 to 549 and encodes 128 amino acids. The transcript is spliced from 7 exons. Gene Ontology annotation, molecular function: DNA binding.